ACGUCAGGGUGUUUCUGCACCACCGACUGAUAACCUGUUCGGUGGGCUAAAGAGGAUCUGGGAGCAGCCAGUUAGUGAGGGAGACGGAGAAAUCAUCUCCCCUUUCAGCUGCAGCCAGCCAUCUGGUCCUUUCUCUUUUCCUGCAGCAGCAGAAGCAGCAUUCGUGAGUCCCAGGAGAUUCCUUGCGGCAUCCCACGAUGUCUGUAGCAGGGCUGAAGAAGCAGUUCCACAAAGCCACUCAGGUAUUAGGGAGUGCAAGGUGGAGUUGAAGGAAGGAACAAUGGAAGGACAGAAGAUACCUUUGUGCUUCCGUGUUUAAGUAAACGUGACCACCAGCAUGUUCUCUUCAAGGGAGAAGUAUCUUCUGUCCUAGCAUUUCUCUGUGGUGCAGCACUGUGAUGGCAGCCUUUCUCUAGACCCUUGCUUCAGCAUUUAGUAGCGAGGCUUCUGUCUGCCUUUUUAAACCACAGUGUAAUCAAAGGUGACCGAUAGACCAUGAGGCCUCAUUACCACCAGCAGCAUCUUCCUCAUCUAAACCAUGGCAAAAAUUACAAAAAAAAAAAAAAAUUGUAUUGUCUGUUUGUGUUGUCUUGUUAUAUGUUUUGCAGUUGUUUGUUUGGUUUGUUUUAAGUUGUCACAGUUUAAAUACAUAUGAAUAUAAAGAUAUGAUAAAAAGAAUUGGAAAUACUACCUCUAAAAAUUGAAUUUGUCUGUGGAUCACAGACCAGAACACUUCUGUCCAUUUGGACUGGAAAGUUGUUCUAAUAUUUGAAACAAGGGCAGCAAUUCAUAUAAAGUUUUAAAUUCCACUUGAUUAGCAAAAUUAUAUUUAUUAGAGGUUAUGUGUAUUUUGUUUAUUCUUUUUAUUUCUUUUUCCCCCUUCUCUGAACCAUCUGAUAAAAUGUCAAAAUGUUUUGUUUUUGUUUUUUCCCUUCACUCAAGGAUUUAAAAGCUAUUUAGAAUAUCAGUAUAACAAGAUGUGUGUAAAAGGAAACUGCAUUCAAAGUCAUAUUUAAUUUGACAUUAUUUUAAUAAGUGAAGAGAUGCUUAUUAAUGGCAUGAUAUUGAGAUCCUGAGCAUUGGCCUGACCCCACAGGGCAACAGUAAGUCCUGAAGAAUGAGAGGAUAGAAAAAAAUGUCUAGAAGUGCAACACUAAUUAGAAUGCCCAGAAGUGAGUAUUUGUCAACUGUACUAUUGCCUCAAUUCACAUACCCAGCAUUGUUCUCUCUCUCUGUGCCACUAGUGGGUUUUUUUGGGGAGGAUGGGGGUGGAGAGGUUGUCAGCUUUCCCUUCAUAAUUUAAAUCACAAGAAUCGUUUGUGAGAGGCAAGGAUUUUUUUUUUUUUGGAGUGAUAUCUUUUAUUGGACCAACUGUAUAGUUGGAAUAAAGUUAGACAAGCUUUCAAAUGCAAAGACCUGGUAAAGAAUGUCUUGCAGUCAAAAGCUAGUCUAACUUUAUUCCAACUGUGCAGUUGGUCCAAUAAACAAUAUCGAUCCAAAAAAACCUCUUGUCUCUUGCAUAAUUAUGACUACAACAUCACUCCACCUCUUGACCUUUCAUGACUUUGGCUGUCUGAUGGGUGGUUGUUGUGUCCAGUUAUUUGAAUACCAGGUCAAAUGCGAACCAGUGGGUGGCAAGCUAGUUUGUCAGUGGUCUAAAAGAUCACAUCACUGUAAUCCAAAACCAGAGUACACCUGAUUUGCACUUCGAUUCUCAGCUCAUACCUAUUUAUUAUUAUAAAGAGAACUAUCCUCAUGCUUCUGGGUAUUACUUUUUACACAGAAGCAGUAGUUUAAACGUAUCAAAUCCUCAGAGUUUUAGGGCCUGUUUUUGUAGAGAGAAAAUAAAUUACUAGCAAUAAUCACAUUUAUGGCCUUUACUAAGAGGGCUGCGAUAUUUGAAGGGCAGUGAAUGGUGUGCUUAUACUUUUUAAGCUCUUCAGAGCAGGGGUACUUUGUAUUGGAACAGAAAAGGCAGAAAAAGGAAUGGUUAUUUCCUAUUUUUACAGAUGGAGAGCUGAGGCAAGAAGGGAUUAAAUGACUCACACAAGGAAACAUGAAAAGUCUAGCAAAUCCAGGAAUUGAACCUGAUUAUUCCAAUGAUUCAAAGUUCUAUGUAUGAAUUAUAAGGCUAACAAAAACCAUGAAGUUUCCCCAGCUCAAACAUGAGCACCAUGAUAUUUAACAAAGUGAGUGAGAAGGUUGGAGGUGCAGAAGGAACGAAGUUGGAUGAGGACUUCAAAGAAAUGGAAAGGAAAGUGGAUGUCACCAGCAGGGCCGUCAUGGAAAUAAUGGCCAAGACAAUAGAGUAUCUUCAGCCCAACCCAGCUUCUAGAGCUAAACUCAGCAUGAUCAACACAAUGUCAAAAAUUCGAGGCCAGGAAAAAGGACCAGGCUACCCUCAGGCUGAAGCCCUGCUGGCAGAUGCUAUGCUGAAGUUUGGACGAGAACUCGGAGAUGAAUGCAAUUUUGGCCCAGCCUUGGCUGAUGUUGGAGAAGCUAUGAGAGAGCUUUCUGAGGUUAAAGAUUCUUUGGACAUUGAAGUAAAGCAAAAUUUCAUUGACCCCCUACAGAAUCUCCAUGACAAAGAUUUGAGAGAAAUACAGCACCACCUCAAGAAAAUGGAAGGCCGACGUCUGGACUUUGAUUACAAGAAGAAAAGACAAGGGAAGCUCCCAGAUGACGAACUUCGCCAAGCCCUGGACAAGUUUGAUGAAUCCAAAGAAAUUGCUGAGUCAAGCAUGUUUAACCUUCUGGAGAUGGAUAUUGAACAAGUGAGCCAGCUUUCUGCUCUUGUACAAGCCCAGCUGGAGUACCAUAAGCAGGCAUCACAGAUCCUACAACAGGUUACUGUCAAGCUGGAAGAAAGAAUAAAAGAUGCAUCGUCUCAGCCCAAAAGGGAGUACCAGCCAAAACCUCGCAUGAGCCUGGACUUUUCAAGUGGAGAUAAUACCCAGCACAAUGGAGGGAUCUCUCAUGCUGGCACACCAAAACCACCAGGUGUUCACAUGGACCAGCCAUGCUGCCGAGCUCUGUAUGACUUUGAACCAGAAAAUGAAGGGGAGUUGGGCUUUAAAGAAGGAGAUAUCAUUACCCUCACUAACCAGAUUGAUGAGAACUGGUAUGAAGGGAUGCUUCAUGGCCAGUCAGGCUUCUUCCCCAUCAAUUAUGUGGAUAUUCUAGUUCCUUUGCCCCAUUAGGAUGGUUGUUUCACCAUCUCUUGACCCACAUAGUUAUGUUGAUACCACUGCUUUCAAAAUGCUGCUUACUACAGCUCACAAGUGCAAGCUGCAGUGGUUAGAGUCAUCCAGUCCCACUGAGCAUCUUUGAUUUACGUGUUGUUAUGCUCUGUAGCGGUGAUGUGUGGUAUCUUCUGACCCAGCACAAUGUAGCAUGCAGGUUCACAGGCUAUGUCAGCCUGUGAUGAUGACCAGGCCAUUGUUCAUAUGGUGUUGGGAAACAAAUAGCAAGCAAGAGUGAUGACAUGGAGUGAAGUAGUGGAAAGCAGUUGGAGUAUGGGGAAGAUAAUGCCCAUCACCACUGUACUACUUUUAAUUCUUAGUUUUUUUAUAAAAAAGAGUUAAAAGUUCUUGCCAUUCCAUCUUUCCUUUCCCAAGGAUGUGGUUCACACAGGUCUAAUAUUGCCUAACCAGCAUUGUGUCUUCUGAUCAAAAUGACUCAGAAUCCAUUACUGUUCUCAGAGAGGCAGUAUGAUGUAGACCCUUUGGUCUCCCUGAAAGUGAACUACCAUUGUAUUGUAUGUGCUGUUGACCUGCAGCUAGUUUUAUAUUGUGGAUUGUUACCUGAAGGCCUAUUCCAUCUGCAGGUAAAAUAUGAACCAUAGUAAAAAGGUCAGUAAUACAAAGUUGAGUUACAAGCCAAAUGUGUCUGCUCUUUAUAAAUGUUGAAAAUGAUAAAUGCAAUGCCAGCAGGAAGGGCAGGAUGGGGAAUAAAAUUCAUGUAAGUGUUAUCUCCUCUAUGUAAAGUUUUUGGCACAAAAAAGCACCAUUAAAGCACCAGGAGCCCUUAGUAGACUCAUCCAAAAAAAAAUUAAAAAAAUAACAGAAAAGUCCUUUUAUUUUUGUCUUAAGUUUGUGUUCUUUGAACAUCAUUUGUGCAUAUUCUGCCCUCAAUGAGGACUAAAUAAAAAUGAUUUUUCUUUGUGCCAAGCAAUUAAAGACUCGUGGCUGUGUCUACAAAAACUAUUCCCAUGCGUUUUCCAAAUUCUUUCUUUCUUUCUUUCUUUCUUUCUUUCUUUCUUUCUUUCUUUCUUUCUUUCUUUCUUUCUUUCUUUCUUUCUUUCUUUCUUUCUUUCCCUGUUUCUGCAACUUGUGUGUACAGUGCUGUACCCAGCUUCCCAACAUUCUUUUUGUAACAGUUGUAAGAGUUCUAUUAGUUAAGUUUUCCAGAGUUCUAUUUAUCUAAACUGUACAGACUCUUUCAGAGGUUUAAUGUGCUGCUUCAGAUGUGCCACUUCAGUACUGGAACAUGUGAAAUAAAGGCAAUUCCCUACCGCUUAAUGUAUAAACUAUAUCAUGGAAAGUAUUGAUAUUUCAAAUAAAUAAUGCUGGCAGAAUAA
Molecule: messenger RNA, 4579 nt
Organism: Alligator mississippiensis (American alligator)
Lineage: Eukaryota; Metazoa; Chordata; Crocodylia; Alligatoridae
Gene: SH3GL2
Product: SH3 domain containing GRB2 like 2, endophilin A1
Exons: 11
Coding region: 2166-3200 (344 amino acids)
Biological process (GO): synaptic vesicle uncoating
Cellular component (GO): glutamatergic synapse; cytoplasm; presynapse
Molecular function (GO): protein binding
Source: RefSeq, a predicted model, not a curated record